GUCUCUCUUACUUAUUCAACAUUUAGGUGAAAAAGUUUAAAAAAAACCGCGAGAGAGCGUGACUAUAUUAUCAGCUUUGAAUUAGUUUAUUAUCUUUCGAGAAAUUUUAACAUCCAAACGGUUUGUACUGUGCGUCAACGUUGGAGAGAAGACUAUCGGGGUAACACGUAUGUCAUCGAAGAAGCUAAUAACAAUCGGAUCAUCAUGGUGGCUACGACGAGACCUCGGGAGAUCGAUAUCGACAAACCAAGUCACACUGAACAAUUGGCUAAUUGGAUCAGUAGAGUUCGAUGCAAGAAACUGAUGUGUCGUCGUAAUCGCAAACGCGAUUUGCGUGUCGAGGCGGUGCUGACCAGUGCUCUCUUCAAGGCGGAACACGAAUUACGAAGCAAACAACUGACCAGGAUCUCAAAAUGGCAGCAGUUCAAGAAGCAAUUUCUGAAAGAGGCUGGUUAUUCGAGUUGCGGUUUUUAUAACGUCGAGAACAUAAGAAACUUUAAAUCGUAUCAAGAGAAUCCAUGGCAGGGGCCGUUGUGCCCCGAGUUGAGUAGCCUGGACAAUUUCAUGUCCAAAUUGGGCGAGAUCAAAAUACCGUUGCAACGAUGAAGAAACUUAAAAGAAAUUGGCGACCAGGUCUGAAAAACCUAAGGACGUCUCUGAGAGAUCCAGAUUUCGAAGAUCAUCGGCAGCUUUGUCAAUGAAGUACUUCAAACGUUGACUAACGGCAGCCAGACGAAGUCACGAUACCAAUAGGCGGUACAACAUAAUAUUAUGUUGGUGCCGCUGGACUAGAAGUUUACAUCACUAUCCUGGUGUAUAUCUGGGUGUUUUUUAC
Molecule: messenger RNA, 835 nt
Organism: Colletes gigas
Lineage: Eukaryota; Metazoa; Arthropoda; Insecta; Hymenoptera; Colletidae
Exons: 1
Coding region: 205-606 (133 amino acids)
Source: RefSeq, a predicted model, not a curated record